ACGCUUGUGCUCGCAGCCUCCUCUACUCUGCAGAACAGGUUGCACCACAGUUGGUAGUUGUUGGCCACUGGCUGCGGAUGAGGACAGAGGUCCGCGUGAGCUCACUCUGCCCAGAAAACCAAUCAUCUAAAGGACUUUGAAGUGAAGUUGAUGUUUCGUUUGGGCGCACUUCCCUCAACAUGAGGGUCCGUACCUGACUUUGGAUAUUGGACACAGCCGCUGCCUGUUGCUACAAGUUCAAUAUCAACUUUCCAGAGUUUCGGCGAACAUAACUGGGCGCAAUUACGCACGGCGAGUACCAUGGCACCGAUUUUGGACAGACGUGCCCCGGCUUUGCUCUUGGUUUGGAGCUACUGCGUUCUGGCGGACACCGCUUUUACGAACUUUACUUUAGACAACGAGUUCCACUCCAGUUUCAUCCACCGUCGACUGAAGAGCCAGGAGCGCAGGGAGAUGCAGCGGGAGAUCCUGUCGAUCCUGGGGCUGCCGCACCGGCCGCGACCCCACCUCCACGGAAAGCACAACGCUGCCCCGAUGUUUAUGUUGGACUUGUACAACGCCAUGUCCACGGAGGGGGACGAGGACAGAUACUCCUAUCCCUACAAGCCCGUCUUCACCACCCAGGGACCCCCGAUACCCAGCCUACAAGACAACAACUUCUUGAACGACGCAGACAUGGUCAUGAGCUUUGUCAAUAUGGUAGAGCACGAUAAGGAAUUCCUUCCAGUGCGACGGCAUCACCGUGAGUUCAGAUUCGACCUAUCACGAAUCCCAGAGGGCGAGGCGGUCACUGCUGCAGAGUUUCGUAUUUAUAAAGACUUCAUCCACGAACGCAUUGAUAAUGAGACCUUCCGCAUCAGCGUCUUCCAGGUGUUGAAGGAACACACUGAUAGGGAGUCGGACCUGUUCCUGCUGGACUCCCGUGUGAUCUGGGCAGCAGAGGAGGGCUGGUUGGUGUUCGACCUGACAGCCACCAGUAACCACUGGGUCCUGAACCCCGGCAGAAACCUGGGUCUGCAGCUGGCCCUGGAGAGCACCAAUGGAGAGAGCAUCAACCCUCGUGUAGCAGGGCUGAUUGGUCGCAGUGGGCCUCAGAAUAAACAGCCCUUCAUGGUGGCCUUCUUCAAAGCCACUGAGGUGCACCUGCGAAGCAUCCGCUCAGCACAAGGAGGGGCCAAACAGCGAAACCCCAACCGCUCAAAAGGGACAAAGAACCAAGAGGCACUGAGAGUGGCCAAUGUUGCAGAAAACAGCAGUACUGAUCAGAAGCAGGCGUGUAAGAAGCACGAGCUCUACGUCAGUUUCAGAGACUUGGGCUGGCAGGACUGGAUCAUCGCUCCUGAAGGAUACGCGGCGUACUAUUGUGAGGGAGAGUGUGCCUUCCCGCUGAACUCCUACAUGAACGCCACAAACCAUGCCAUUGUGCAAACCCUUGUUCAUUUUAUUAACCCGGAGACGGUUCCUAAGCCUUGUUGUGCCCCCACACAGCUCCACGCCAUCUCAGUGCUUUACUUUGAUGACAGCUCUAAUGUCAUUCUCAAAAAAUACCGCAACAUGGUGGUCAGAGCUUGUGGCUGCCACUAGACUGUCAGCAUCUUCACAUCAAGGCACACACAUAUGCACACACUCAUGAGUAGAAAGGGCUUCUUCUUGCUGUCAGGCACCACUUGAAACACUAGGAAUGGAUUAAAAAAAGAUGAAUAUAUUUGUUAUGAACCAUCUGAGUGUCUCCCAUGUGGAGGAUACUGGUGUUUCAUUGUUGAGGUCGUCUUGAUGCAAACCCACAGUUGUGCGGCUGAACAGGAAUUUGAAUACAUUUCAGACUCCUCGCCACAUGUGCAGACACGCAACAUACAAACAAACAAACAAACACACCCAAGAACGAGAACACACACACACACACACACACACACACACACACACACACACACACACACACACACACACACUCACGUUUGUGCUUUCUACUGUGUAUACAAGACAUUAAAAGCAGUGAUUGUACUGUAUAUUCAUCCACAGUCAACAAUCUUUUGUUUAUUUCAAUAAUUGUUAUUGUAGUUGAUUCUUUUACUGUAGAUUUUAUUAUAUAUAUAUAUUUUUAUGACUGAGAGAGACUCGAAUGGAUUUUCUGAAUUUCUUCGAUGUACAAUACUGUGUAAAUAAUUUUUUUCCAAACAAAGCAAGAAGUGUAUUUAUUUCCUAGAAUGUCACUUGGGUUUGUGUUUUUCUCCUGUAUGUAAUGCUGCCUGUUUUCUUUCACAUCUUAGUACACACAAACUCUAAGAAAAUCAAAACAAAGCUGACAGAAAAAUACUCUGACACGAGCGUUCAGCUGAAACUCGAAGCGCCUCCCGUGUACAUGUGCUACACGGGCAGAGGCAGUUUAUAUUUCAUCUUUUACAUUUUUAUAGCAACAAUCAGCCUAACUGUCAGAGAGAAGGAAGACUAGAGAGAUGGAGCUUUGUACGAAGCAUCUUGUUUUGUGUGGUAGGCAUUUUCAGGUUUAUAUUCCUCUGCUGUAAUACAGUCUGUCAUAUUUAAAAAGGUCUAUUUAUUGAAAGCUGGCUAAGAUGUACAGUGUGCUCCGAUGUCUCAACGAUGUUUUACUGCUGAACUGGUACAAAAAUAAACUGGGAGAAAAGCAACAAAAAACACCUUGAGGUGUGUUUAAUCUGGAUGAAAGGCAGAAUUAAUUUGACAUGCUGUUCUUGACACAUUCCUUUGCUACACACGUUAUCUGAUGAACUGAGAUACUGAAUGUUAGAGUGUGUUGCCUUUCCGUGUGCGAUAAGAAACCAAGAACUGUUCAGUUUGUUCCUGUUUCUGUUGAGGUACAGCGUGUGUCUUUGUGGUUUAUGCCUGUGACAGGUGUGAGCGUUCUGUCUUGUGGUGGUUGGAUCUUUGCACAUGCAUUUUAAUGUACUGCAUGUUCUGUAUUUCAUCUCUACCAUAAAGCCAUUCAUACAUAUUUUUGGGCAAUUCAUUGAGAGAAUUUAUUUUACAAUUUGCAGUAUACAAUCCAAUGCAUGUGCAUAUUAUCCACUGGUUAUUGUUAAUAUCGAUUGCAUCUUGCAAAUAAUACUGCUUACAAGCUUGAUGUUUUGUCUCCUCCUUCCAGGAUGUUAAUGCUAUUUAUUUCAUGACAUAAUCUACCUCUAGUACACAGUUACCUGGUUUAUUAAGAACAAAACAUAACAGUAACCAAAAACACAGGUUUACACUGCCCUCUGCUGG
Molecule: messenger RNA, 3234 nt
Organism: Notothenia coriiceps (black rockcod)
Lineage: Eukaryota; Metazoa; Chordata; Actinopteri; Perciformes; Nototheniidae
Gene: bmp7b
Product: bone morphogenetic protein 7b
Exons: 7
Coding region: 301-1584 (427 amino acids)
Biological process (GO): BMP signaling pathway
Cellular component (GO): extracellular region
Molecular function (GO): growth factor activity; cytokine activity
Source: RefSeq, a predicted model, not a curated record